This is a messenger RNA of Lotus japonicus, 1422 nucleotides long. RefSeq lists its product as uncharacterized. Lineage: Eukaryota; Viridiplantae; Streptophyta; Magnoliopsida; Fabales; Fabaceae. The record is from RefSeq and is a predicted model, not a curated record. Gene Ontology annotation, molecular function: nucleic acid binding; zinc ion binding. The coding region runs from base 1 to 1149 and encodes 382 amino acids. The transcript is spliced from 5 exons.
AUGCACUGUUCCGCUGCUCUGUUUCUCAAUUUCGUCAAUGCGGAGGUUUUGUCAAUCCAAUUCAUAGCCAUGCAGGUUUUCAAUUUUGUGUUAUUUGAAAUUAUACUCAUUCAGUUUCAUGAGAAUUGGUGUUUGGGUUAUAGUUUCGUGAUUGCUGCUUCGAAAGCCAAUGAUCUAAAUUCAGUUUCGGUUCCUGCAAUUUGUUCAUACUGUUCAUGCAGUAUCUUGAGAUGGGUUAUGCCAUUAUUUGAACAUAUUAAUGAUUCAAUUUUUCUUAAUGUGAGUAUAUUUACAGCAUUUGUUUUUGUUCUAUUUUCAGCAACUAUUGGUUCGAUAUCUGCUAAUCUGAAUUCGGUUCCGAUCCUUGAUGGAACAAAUUUUAAGGAUUGGAAAGAGAACAUGGAAAUUGUUCUUGGCUGCAUGGAUCUUGACCUUGCACUAAGGGUGGAGAAACCCGCUUCUCCUACGGAAUCUAGUACCUCUGAACAGAGGAAAGAUUAUGAGAAGUGGGAUCGCUCCAAUCGCAUGAGUCUUAUGAUCAUUAAGCGCGACAUUCCUGAGGUCUUUAGAGGUACUAUCUCGGAAGAGAUAAAAGGUGCCAAAGAUUUCCUUGUUGAAAUUGAAAAGCGCUUUGCGAAAAGCGAUAAGGCGGAAACAAGUACUCUUCUUCAGAACUUGAUUUCCAUGAAAUAUCAGGGCAAAGGAAAUAUAAGGGAAUACAUUAUGGGCAUGUCAAAUAUUGCUUCAAAACUUAAGGCGCUAAAGCUUGAGCUGUCGGAUGACUUGCUCAUUCAUUUAGUAUUGCUUUCUCUUCCUGCACAAUUCAGUCAGUUUAAGAUAUCUUAUAACUGUCAAAAGGAGAAAUGGUCUCUUAACGAGCUCAUUUCAUUUUGUGUGCAAGAAGAGGAAAGGUUGAAGCAAGAAAGGAAAGAAAGUGCUCAUUUUGUUAGCACCUCUAAAGACAAGGGCAAAAGAAAGAAAACUGUUGAGCCCAAGAAUGAAGCUGCUGAUGCUCCAGCACAAAAGAAACAGAAAGAGGAUGAUACCUGUUACUUUUGCAAUGUGUCUGGGCAUAUGAAAAAGAAAUGUACUAAAUAUCACGCUUGGCGUGCAAGGAAAGGGUUGCCUAAGCUACCGGAAGCCAAAUGAUGUUGAAAGAUACAUCUAUGUUGGAGAUGGCAAGACGGUGGAGGUGGAAGCUAUAGGGCAUUUUAGAUUAUUAUUGUGUACUGGAUUUUAUUUGGAUUUGAAAGACACUUUUGUGGUACCGUCAUUUAGACGGAAUUUAAUUUCAGUUUCUAAUUUGGACAAAUCAGGUUAUUCAUGUUCAUUUGGAAACAGUAAAGCCGAGUUGUCUUUUAAUUCAAAUAUUGUUGGAACCGGUUCACUUAUUGGAUAUGAUAAUCUAUAUUUGCUGAGCAC